This is a messenger RNA of Lethenteron reissneri (Far Eastern brook lamprey), 8538 nucleotides long. Its product is annotated as 6-phosphofructo-2-kinase/fructose-2,6-bisphosphatase-like. The record is from RefSeq and is a predicted model, not a curated record. Lineage: Eukaryota; Metazoa; Chordata; Hyperoartia; Petromyzontiformes; Petromyzontidae. Gene Ontology annotation, molecular function: fructose-2,6-bisphosphate 2-phosphatase activity; 6-phosphofructo-2-kinase activity; ATP binding. Gene Ontology annotation, cellular component: cytosol. Gene Ontology annotation, biological process: fructose 2,6-bisphosphate metabolic process; fructose metabolic process.
GGCACAUAAAGGAUCUACAAAGCCAGAACCCACAGAGCCUGGCAAGACAGAGUAGGAGGGGGUGAGAGUGAAGCCGGCAGGGACUGUACAGUAUAUAAACUAAACUAUCUGUAACGUCUACAGCUUUCAUUGACUACAGUCUACAAUACACACUGUAUAUCUUUGCUGGUCACACGUCGGUGCUGACGGUAGAUAAAGGCCAGCGAGUACACAACAAACGCUCUUUUGUGUUGUGGUCUCUAGGUAUUAAAGGCUUGGGCGGAUUCAAAUCUUAGCCACGUGGGCUCAUUGGCGAGGCGUUUGAGAUUAGUCCAUCUCAAGAGCUCAAACGCGUUGGGUGUUGUGGUGGAGAGGUGGGUUUGAAACUUGCAGGACUGGGUGGUCAUUAAUGAGUUAAUUAGUUACAGGCAGGAGGAGGGAUAGAGAGGAGGCACGUGCAGGUUGGGUUGCGUAACGUUUUGUGGGGUGAGAGACAGUUUGUUGAUGUUACCGGUCGCAGUUUGACGUUUGCCUAAAAGUUCGAGACGUCCCGGUUCGAUACCCGCUCAUCGGUUCAUUCGUGCCGAUCGAGUCAACUGAGCAGGUGGGAGAUCGAUUUUAUUUGUCUAAAUCACGCGUUUUGCUGAGCACAAGCCCCAACACGCCAAGCGGACAGUAACAAACAGCAGUGUUAUUAAAGUUGUAAUAUUAGGUUUGAGUUAGCACGAUUAUUAUUACUGUGUAUUAUUUUUGUAAAGGGCUCUAGAAGGUCCUUGUUAGGGUAAGGUCAUCCAAGUCUGGCCAAGGCACGCAGAGGAUUUGACUUCGUGGACUGCUCGUGUGCGGAUCACCGGGGACGUUAUUAGGACGACAAAGUUGGAGUCCUGAGUGAGGUCACAGGGGUCAACCUGAGUGAGGUCGCAGGGGUCAACCUGAGUGAGGUCACUGGGGUCAAGCUGACCCCCUGCAAGCGCUCACCCUGGCGGACUCACGGGAGCUCACGCAGACUCGCAUCCAGAAGAUCUGGGUGCCGAGACACGGGGACGUGGCGCCCAGGAAGGCGUCAUGUGUGCCCCGGCUCACCAACUCCCCAUCUCUCAUUGUGAUGGUGGGGUUGCCGGCUCGGGGAAAGACCUACAUCUCCAAGAAGCUCACGCGCUACCUCAACUGGGUCGGAGUCAGCACCAAAGUGUUCAACGUGGGCAUGUACCGGCGCCAGGCCACCGACUCGUACCGCUCGUUCGAGUUCUUCCGCCAUGACAACGAGGAGGCGAUGACGAUCAGGAAGCAGUGCGCGCUGACGGCGCUGAACGACGUGAAGACGUACCUCUCAGACGAGGGCGGCCAAGUGGCAGUGUUUGACGCAACGAACACGACGCGAGAACGGCGCGAGAUCAUCAUGAACUUUGCGAGCGAGAACGCGUACAAAGUGUUCUUCGUGGAGUCGGUGUGCAUGGACCCCGAUGUCAUCGCCGCCAACAUCCAGGAGGUGAAGCUGACGGGGCCCGACUACAAGGGCAUGAACAAGGACGACGCCGUGGACGACUUCCUCAAGAGGAUCGUGCUCUACGAGCAGACCUACGAGCCGCUGGACGACAUCGCUGACAGCGAGCUGUCCUACAUCAAGAUCAUCAACGUGGGGCAGCGCUUCCUGGUGAACCGCGUGCAGGACCACGUGCAGAGCAAGAUCGUCUACUACCUCAUGAACAUCCACGUGCAGCCGCGCUCCAUCUACCUGUGCCGCCACGGCGAGAGCGAGCUCAACAUCAAGGGCCGCAUCGGCGGGGACUCGGGGCUCUCCCUGCGCGGGAAGCAGUUCGCCAACACGAUGGGCAACUUCCUGCGGGAGCAGAACAUCAAGGACCUGAAGGUCUGGACAAGCCAGAUGAAGCGCACCAUCCAGACGGCCGAGGCGCUGGGCGCGCCGUACGAACAGUGGAAGGCGCUCGACGAAAUCGACGCUGGCGUGUGCGAAGAGAUGACCUACGAGGAGAUCCAGGAGACGCACCCGGAGGAGUUUGCGCUCCGGGACCAGGACAAGUACCACUACCGCUACCCCAAGGGGGAGUCGUACCAGGACCUGGUGCACCGCCUGGAGCCGGUGAUCAUGGAGCUGGAGCGGCAGGAGAACGUGCUGGUCAUCUGCCACCAGGCCGUCAUGCGCUGUCUACUCGCCUACUUCCUUGACAAGUCCUACGAAGAGCUCCCCUACCUCAAGUGCUACCUCCACACGGUCAUCAAGCUCACACCCGUGGCUUACGGCUGCAAGAUGGAGCAAAUAAACCUCAAGGUGGAGGCAGUGAACACGCACAGAGACCGGCCAGAGGACACAUGCGUUUCUCGAGGCGCCGCGCAAGCGCUGAGCACUGUCCCCAACCACGAUUAACAUCCCCCGCUCAUCCUCCUCCUCUUCCUCCUCCACCUCCUCACCUCUCCGUUCAACCAGCCUCCUCUCCUCACCACCCUGCUGCCUUUCACGAGGCCUCGCCCCGUCCCACCCGCCGCGUGCGACGCCUUCCAGCCCUGCCGCCCUCAAUUUUUUUUUAUUCCUCCGUUAUUUUAUUGUUUUGCAAAGUUCAGUUGGUGGUUUGUGCCGUGCGUGCGCACCGCACUGUGUGGAGCGUGCGUCACAUUCUGCACGAGUCCCGUCGUCGCUUGAACAUCUUCACCCUCGACGUGCGCGGCUCCUUGCGAUCGAUUGCAAAACAACAACAAACUACAUCCGAUUCCGCAUUGACAGCAAAUAGCAAAACUCAACGCGUUCGCCCGACACCACUGCCCAGAUAGAUGGCCCUGGCGGUAGAGUGAGCGGCUCACACUAUGGAAAGAUUUCCAAGUUCAAAUCCUGGUUGGGGUGGGGGUUGACUUGACCCGUCAUCCCCUGUCGCUGUCCAUAUUAUUCAGAUGACGACUGGGUCCUAUAAAUGCUCCAUCUUCGUUGGCCGGUGUGUUUGGGGGCACUUCCCGUUGAUGGCUAAUCAGGCCCAAUCCUCGAAAUGCCAGAUCCUCUCCCAUGGGAUGAAUCGCAUGAAUACGAUUUUGUGGGGAGCUCAACCAGUGGUUGACCUAAGUAUAUACUCGCCCUCACCAUAGCAAUUUCCUACAAACUGGCUAGUGGCCGUAAACAGGAGAUGACCACCACCAUGGCCUCUGCUCAUGUGAGCAGGAAACCACUGCGACUUGAUUUUGAAGUACAGCUCUGCCGUCUUUUCUCCAUGUGCUGGGCAAGAGGAAGGGUCAUAUGCCCACGGAGUGGGGCAGACACUCGGUUUUACGUGAAAGGGCUGCGGUAACUACUGAAUAACACAUUCUAGCUCUGGCAGUAGGCUCGCUACAGCUAGCACUCUGGCCUUGUAACAGGUGACGUUUGUGGCAGUGACCAUUGUCUGCUGUGACGACGAGCCAUUGCCGGACGUGUUGUCCAGUAUAGAUCUACGCCUCUGCAGGCAGGGGCAGUGUUAUCGACCAACGUGUUGAGUUUAUUAGGUGGAGCAGUAGAUUGGCGGAGUUGAUUCGAUCGCGGCUCACCGAGUCAGGCUCUGCGACCGACGUGCCUUUUCCCGCCUCGGCGGUGGGCAGCGCUCGUGAUGAAUGUUCGUCUCCCAACCCUCUCGGUCGAUUUGUAAUUUUUUUGUGGGGUUCGAGCAAAGCAGGAUGUCGAAAAACCGCUUGUGCCUGAAUCGAGCAGCGCGCAGAACGCGCGGCGAGCUGCAGAUGCGUGGGCGCUCGCGAACAAAAAAAUCUCGCGGUGCAGAUAAGACCCGCGCAUGUCAACUCCCCCAAAGGGGUUCAAUCGGUGAAAUGUCCAGUGACAAAAUAUUGGGGGGAAAACCCAAGAAACUCAGAGGGGACCCUAAGAAACUGAGGCACAGACACAAUUGCGUAGGAGCAACAGGUUAAUGUCCACUAUUUAGUGAACACCCCCGUAGUAAAUGAAAUAACAACCUUGGAUAGUGGUUAGUUUCCAGCUUGAUUCUCAUAGAAAGGCUGUGAGUAAAGACAACAGUUUUGGAGCUAAACCUUCCAUAAGACCUGAAACUACUUGCAGCAGCUGUUGCUGGUGAGGCACUGCAAUAAAUAGGGCGUUGUGUGUUAAUUUACAACAGGUAAUCAAUACAAAUUGUGAGAAUCCACUAUACGGCCGUGAGACACUGAAAACUGUGAAAAACCGCGAAUCCAUAAUGUGAGACUUGACGCGCACGAAGGGCUUUAUUCUAGAUUUUGAACGGCACUUGACAAUUCUAAUCUUCUUCAGCGGCACGGCUGAGUGGCACUUGUGGCAGCACUUGCGUAUCGACUGCCACACAGCCAGUCGGUAUUAUAGUUUUAUUGACGGUUUAACCGUGUAUAAACGCAAACUGUAUCGGUAAUUGUAUUUCGUCGUCUUAAACGUACAAGUUUACUUAAUUCUGUGCAAUCUACUGCUGGCUGGGGUGAGACCUGGGUCUCGUGGCCGAUGCGACGGAUCCUGCAACCGGCUUCUAGUUGUCGUCACCCAGCACCGACCUUGCCUCUGACCUCACCAUUUACCGCUAAACCCUCGCCCCCCCCUCACCCCGCUGGUUCCCGUGGGUGCGCGCAGAAUGUGGACGUGACCCGCUCCAGGGAGGAUGCCCUGCGGACGGUACCUCUACACAAGUGACUCGCUCGCUUGCCUGCCCGCUUGCCCGCCCGCCCGCUUGUCCUCCCGCCCGCUUACCCUCCAAACCCACUCGCUUACCUCUCUUGAGGAUGUGAUGGGCUACGGAGGGUACAGGUUGUCUGCUGCUGCCAAGCCACAGGUCAUGUGGCUGUGUGACCUGGAGGAUGUAGAUGAUAUAGAGAGGGCAUCUCGGAAUGACCGGGACCCAGUGGUCACUCCUGGCCACAAAGUCUGCCCCGGGUUUUCCAGUCUCGGGUGAUCGAUAAAUGCGUGGAUUCGUUUAAAAACUGGAAUGCGUUGGCAGUGGCGUUAUCAUCAGGGCUCUCCCCAGCAGCUUCCCAGGAGCACCGAUUGCAUUAUUAUCAUCAUCAUCGCUCUUUCUACCAGAUGGACAAAUCCAGUUUCCCAGUACUGGUCUCGUUGGAACCCAGCACAGGAACAUCAUCAUCGUCCUCGUCAUAAUCGCACGCCGCUUCGUGAUCCAGUCUUUGGCUGCACGCAUCGUCCGAGACUGGAAAACGCGAGCUGGAAAUUGUGGCCUCCUCAAAACUGGACUCGCACGUCGCCACUGGACUUGAACGGCCGAAGUGGCAGCUUUGAGAAAGGCGGCUAUGGCUGCGAUGUUUCUCUGUGCGGGACGAAGGGUGGGUGGGUAUUAUGCCGAGGCCAAGAUCACUCUCGGGUUUUUUUGAUUUUGUGUUUUUUUUUUUUACUGUAGAUGCUGUCCCGUGGCUUGUGGUAACGGUUUCAAACGCGGCGGUUGCACCGGCAAUGCAAUCGGUAACACUCGACGCGAGCGGGUGUUGGGCAAAAUUCGCGGUGUCCGGUGCCGGGCAACCAGCGGUUGGUGCCAAGGGCCGUGGAAAAUCGGAGCGAGAUUUGCACCCACGGGAUGCAACGCCACUGUAACAAUGCCGCAGGGAUUUUAUUACCAUUGUUUUUAACUGGCGGGUAUUAUUAUUACAGAACGGCGUAUCACAACGCCCAUCAUCGUGGCCCCUCUUCAUGCUGUGCAUUUUUUUGUGAUUAGUACCAAUCAGGCUCUUUAUCCGUAUGGAAAUUAAAGCCUCUGUAGACAGUGCACAUAUAUGAUGGUUGGUAAUCGUGGAAAGCCAUAACGUUGGGAGUUGGGGGGGGGGUAGUGAGGAUUGGCGUUGAGAAACGAACGUUAUUAGUGCAUCGCAAUGCAAUAUGGGUGCCGUGGAUUCUUAGCCGGUUCCGUUUUAUGCACGCGUUUCAACUUUUAUGGUUGUCACAGGAAUUGCAGGUGACACUUUUAACCUUUGUACUCGUAUGAUUUUUUUUUUAAGAAUGCACGCACGCUCGUGAAACUACACUAAGAGGGAGGGGGGGGGGGUCCCCACUCCCGUUGUUAAAGGGAGGGGGGGGGCGGCAUGUCUGGUAAAAAAAACAAAUCCCAGCUCAGUAUUUAAUGGGCAUGUGACGAUUCCUCGAUUUUGAUCGAUUGUUACGCUCGCAACACUACACGCGUGAAAUAACUGGGCCGUGUUCAUCAUUUCAUCUGCGGGAAUGAUGGUGGUGAUGAUGGUGAUUGCUCCUGCGGUGGUGCAAUGGUUCUAUUCGAUCCAUGUAAACAUUGGCGAAGUUUCUAAAAUUGCACCCCUCACCCCCACCGCCUUGGUCUUCUACCCAGCAGUAUAUGGGUACAUCACAGUCGCUCGACUGUCAGGUCACAACAUGGUGGGGUUGAGUGUGGGUAACGCCCACCACUUCCCAAUUUCUGCGGCCUCCGUUGAAGGAUAAACCAAGCACCCUCUAGACAUGGGCUGAGAGUUUCUUCUCGUCGGGGGGGGAGUGAUGUCAGAGCUGCACCCUUCAUCUUGUAUGCAAAUGUUUCCGUUGGGCUAACGGAACGAAGGAUACUGAGAACGCACGGAACGCACAAUGCCCGGCGGUGCGUAUCGGACAAAAGAAUCGAACCGUGGACCCUCAAAUUAAAACAAUUUGAUGAAUCGCCACAGGAGGUUGAAUCGUUACAUGCCUUGUGCCCGUUGUAAAUUUCGUGUUUUAUUUUCAACACUCCGCAAUCGGGCCUGCGGAACAUCGUCACGCCGCAACGGCGACGCUUGCCAAAUGGAGAACGCCGGGGAAGGUGGAGGAGGGGGAAGAGCGGCGCACGAGUUAACCAAGUGGCCUACGCUCCGCUCUUGCCGUCGGUCACUUUAAAAAUAUAACAAGAUGCCCACCACCCUGCCAAACUAUCAAACGGAUGGACGAACAAACGAAACGAACGCAGAAAACAAGGCUUUGCGCAGCACCAGCAGGGACGGACCUUGUCGAACGUACGGUGGGGAAGCAGACCGGCGAGGAAUGGAAUGGUGGUGGAGCGAGAAUUGUGCCGCCGGCAGCUGUUUGAAAACUGAAAACGAACAAAAACCACUCGCGCAGAGAUUUAAAGUUGCUGACUUCUGCGUCGCUCAGUUCGGAAGAUGGGACAAGGCAGCUGGAUCGAAAUGGGAGCAGUCGAAUCUGUGGAUUAAUACGGGAGGGGUCUCAUCUCUGGAAUGUAUUGCCAUCGUUUUCUGUAUUUACCUAUUCUGUUCUGGGGGGGAGAGGAAAAGUUUAGUAAUCCUUUGGCGGCCAACCACACUUAAGAUAACCACUAAACUCUGCUCAUGGUUGCGCCACAUGCAUUGACUGCGUAGGCUCAGAGCUACUUGAAAGACAACUGUGACCUGAGUGCCACUAAAAUUAGAAAAGCUGCAGUGUUUCCAGUAUGAAAAUAUCCCCCUCUAGCACCCGAUUAGCGCCGCUGGAAUGCUCGCAGGAACGGAUGAAUGCCAUUAGCGUAACGCUGUGAAGUGGGUGUCGUUGUGAAGGUGGGCCGACCUCACGUGGCUGCGGGCCGUGUGAAAUGACGCUCCGAGUCAUGUCUGGCUCACGGGGGGAGGGAGGGGCAUAGGUUCCCCCGCCCCGAGGUGUGCAGUUGAUAUGGGGAGACAAUGCUGUCCGGUCUUUGCUUUGAAUCGUGAAUUAAUGUGACCGACGGUCACGCAAACUUCCACUUGCCCUCUGGGUGCGACUCGGGUUCCUCGUUUUCCAUUGCCAACCGACACGCGCUCGGAUUUUUGCUGUUCAUUAACUUUGUAUGUCGGGUAAUUUUCGUUGCACAAACUCAGGUGCUUUGGUGCGUGACUGCCAUCCAACCAACACGCACGUCCUUUGCCAAUUGGCUCGGGCAGAGCUGGUGGGAGAAGUCACGCGAAUAAACGAAUAAAAUGAUCAACUUUGUACCGCGAAUUGUGGCAAAAAGUUCACAAAUGCGGCUUGGCCAAAGUUUAGCCAAUUUGUCUUUUAAUUGCAAAUUUAUAAUUGUCAGCGCAUCAAGUUGGAUUUCGAGUUGGUCACUCGCACUCGACGAUUGCUGUAUUGAAAAAGUCCGGGUCACUUUGGCUGAAUGUAUGGAGACUAUGCGGUCGGGCCUGUGACUACACGGUGCAGCAUUUUGCCAGAUGUUUGUUGGUGUUCACCUUUUUAAAGGGGGCAUUUAAUCGCGACUGUACCCGUCACGGACAUCAAUCCACUAUCAGCUGCAAUGGCAAGACAGCAAUUAGACCUCAGGCCAUUUUACGUUUUACACAAACACAGACGAUGACGUUCUGUAGGGGGGGGAGGGGGGAAGUGCUCUGGUGAAUGGUGGUGACGACAAGGAGGGAGACCCUGCUUUUUUGCUAAAGUUGAGAUUUUUCCACGGAAAGUGUUUUAAAACGGCGAGAAAAGUGUUUGAUUUUAAAAACCUGUACAGUAAUGAAGGCGGAAUGUGUUCAACUGAUGUAAAAAAAAAUAUAACAAUCUGUUGUAUCUUCCAAAGACAGCAUUACAACAUUUGCGGAUGUUUAGACUGUGACGAUAACAAAAUAAAAUAUUGGGAGGGGCAAACCAGCCCUGAGAGCGUC